CCAUUCGCAAGAAACCAUAUCUAGGUUUUCCUUUCUUGUAACGGCGGCGAGGAUAACCCGGACGGCCGGACGGGCGACCUCGUGCCUGUGAUUGAUGGAUAUGGUGAUGGAGAUGGAGGCGGAGACGGAGACGGAGAUAGGGAUGGGUCUGGAGGUACAGUUGAAGAAGGAGCACAAAGUGGAAACCCAAGAAGAAGAUGAAGCGACGAAGAAGAGGAAGAUUGAGCUCGAUCCAGAAGAGAGGAAGCGGCUAGCGGAAGCAGAAGGUGUCGCGAAGUUCAAGUGGUUGAAUGAAGUUGACGACGAAGAAGAGUUAACAGACUAUUACGCCUACCAAGCUAAGCAAUUCCGCAGGUUCUGGGAGAGUCUCUAUCUGGGUCGCUAUGGUUACUUUGAGGACGAGACAACAAUAUGUGCCAAGCGUUUUACAGAUAAGCCCGCACGCGGUGGCGGGUGCCUGAUCAGUACUUUACAGAUCUUCUCAGUCAAAGUGACGGGACUAAGUGGAGGUUUAAAGUUUCCGCUAGAUGUGUAUGGUAUGGUUGCCAUACGUGACAACCUAGAUCACAAUCGCAAUAUCAUCUUCCAUCGCAAAAGGGAUAACUGCCAAACCCUUACCCAAGAGGAUUUAUCUUUAGUACUGACUGGUCCUGUCCGUGCUGUUGACUUGUUGGAUCCUGUGAUCUUUGAGGUUGAGCUGAAAGUGAAGAGUAAUAUUGAAUCACAGGAUAGAGUUUUAAGCCUUCUGGCUCCUCCACUCGAUAGCCCUGCCUUAAUACCUGAUUCAUGCAUGUUUAAGAAAUGUUACACAAGCAAGCUUAGCACGAUGGAGCUUACAGUUGGCCAUAUUUUUUACUCUCUGGAGGCCACAAUCAGUGUGAAAGUCAUUGAGGGGUCAUGGCUAGAAGAUUCUCAUGGUCAGUUUACAGCCAGUACGGACAGUAUAGAAGAUGAGAAAGUCGUGUUGCUUGGUUUUGGAGAUGGAAAGGUGCCUCUUGAUGGUGAUAACAUCUUGCUUUCACGGUCUGUUGUUUCUGCUGAGUAUGAGGAACACCUGAUAGUUUCUGUCAAUACACGUCAGAGUAAAAAGGCGGAAGAUGAAGCUGUGGAAGAGCAUGCAGUUUUCACUCCUCUUAACAUGGGUAGAAGCUAUGGUGAACUUAACGUUGGCUUCUGUAAGAUGCAAGUCACUGUCGCCUGGUCGGAAGCACUAUUGUUGCGCAGUGGUAUGACGAUGGAGGUUUCACUUUAGCUGUAUAUUCAACCAUAGUGGCAGCUCGUGGACAUGUUCGAUGUAUUGAUGCCUUCGUGGGUUAAGCUGUAUAUUCAACCAUAGUGGCAAACCGUGUUAGUUACUUGAUUCUGCAUACGAGGAAGUGCCUCUCGCUGGUAAUAACACGUUACACCAUGAUGCAAAAGCAUUAGCACUGGUUUAACCUUACACCCUGGCGCCA
Molecule: messenger RNA, 1454 nt
Organism: Setaria italica (foxtail millet)
Lineage: Eukaryota; Viridiplantae; Streptophyta; Magnoliopsida; Poales; Poaceae
Exons: 3
Coding region: 95-1252 (385 amino acids)
Source: RefSeq, a predicted model, not a curated record